AUGGAGCCGCUUGCGAAGGGGAAGAAUGCGUGCUGUGACGUUCAUGCUGAUACCAAUGCUUGCGACGUUGCCAUGUCUGUCGGGAUUGAAUGGCAUAGCAACUUGGCUAGUAAAGAGUACGAGUUUCAAGUUGCUGCCUGCACGAUAUUCCGCGAUGAGGAUCGUUUUCUCUCAGAAUGGCCCAGCGACUUCUGCUUCCAAGAGAUCUUGCAGCCGUACGUUGCCAGCGGCCUUGUUACAGUGGCUCAAGCAGUCAACGUGAGGGAUCCUCAAAUUCCGACGUACAAUCUCUGCGUAGAGCGAUACUCUAGGAGAGCAAGGUGGUUGGCCUUCAUAGACGUCGACGAGUUCCUCUUCCCUUCCAACUCCUCUCAGACUCUCCCUGAGGUGCUCGAGAGGUUUGUAGACUAUGGCGGCGUCGUGGUGCCAUGGACGCUGUUCGGCUCGUCAGGACACAUCCGUCCGCCACAGGGGCUUGUGAUUGAGAGCUACACGCAGCGGAGAGCGAAGGCUGAGUGCAACGGAGACACAUGCGCGUUCAAGGUGAUCGCUCAAGGAGAGAGGAUCUCAGCGUGCGCCGUUCACAACCAUUACUACAAGGAUGGAUACUUUGCGGUGAACGAGCAAGGAGUGCGCAUGCAUGACGACUCUUCUCUCCUGCCGACAGAGAGCGAGGAUGGAGACUUCACCAGCAACCUGUUGCGGUUGCACCAUUACAAGACGAAAUCCCUGGCGGAUGCCAUGUGGAAGCACUUGAACAAGGACGGAGUCAACGCCCAGCACAGCGAGAGCUUGAACCCGAAGACGAGGAGUGGGAUAGAGCGAUGGUUCCAGAGCUCGGACUACAACGAGGUGCACGACGAGUCCGCUCUAGCUUGGCUGCCUUGUGUGCGGCGAACCAUGAGCCGUAUGAGGAUGCAGAUGUCGACAGAAGGGCAGAAGUGCGAGCACAAGGUGAGAGCAGAGGAUGCGCUAGAGACAGCUGAGAAGAAAGAGCCGGCGGGAAGCAGCAGCCCCGAGGUCUCGUCGGAAGCUGGCGGGUCGUUCACCCUUGUGUCCGCCUACUACCCGGUGCCAUCGAAACGAGCAGCGGAGGUCUACGAGCAGUGGAUGAUGAACUUCUUCGAGUACGUCGAGAGCCCCAUCGUGGUAUUCACGAACGCGAUGGGAUGGAGACUGCUGGAGAAGCUGAGGCUACAGAGAGAGAACGUCAAGGUGCUUAUGUUAGAGAUGCAAGAUUUCUUCGUGUACAAGUGGAAGGAUGACUUCGUCCAACACUAUGAGAUGGACGACGAGAAGUAUCACUCACCUGAGCUGUAUAUGGUUUGGAACGAGAAGACGUCUUUCCUUCUGCGCGUCAUCGAGAUGAACCCCUUCAAGUCUUCUCGCCUCGUUUCUGUGCUACCCGUGACGGCAGCGGCAGCUCCGACACCUUUCUCUGGAAGGUGGCCGAGCGGCCGAGGGCUGUCGAAGAUACCGCAGGACAAGAUUGUGCUGUUGCAGAUCGAGCCAUUUGGUGUGAAAGAAGAUCUGUGGACGGAUCCUCUUGGUCCGAUAUUCACCUACGAAGUCAGGGUUGGGGCAGGUAUCUUUGGAGGGAGGAAAGAGGCGAUCAAAGAGUGGAGCGACAUCUUUUAUGAGACUUUGGAAAUUUACAUACUACGAGGGCGAUUUGCUGGGAAGGAACAGAACAUGUUUGCAACAGUUUGUCUCUUCAAUCCUGACAUCUGUAAUCUUGUCUCGCCUCCGCCUACUCAUCAUGAUCGUUGGAUGUAUCUGAAGGAGUACCUGAGAGACUGA
Molecule: messenger RNA, 1800 nt
Organism: Guillardia theta CCMP2712
Lineage: Eukaryota; Cryptophyceae; Pyrenomonadales; Geminigeraceae
Exons: 13
Coding region: 1-1800 (599 amino acids)
Source: RefSeq, a predicted model, not a curated record